GCUUAAAGCUAAGUGACGGCGUUCUGUGGCAAUGAGAAAGCCUCUUUGUGUGUUGUCAACGUAUAAAAGACAUUUCUGCCGCAGUUUCUUUCUUUGGAAUAAUGUCGGCUGAAUAUGAUAAUAGAGACAAUGGCCCGGAGGGCAUGGAGCCAGAUGGAAUCAUUGAGAGCAACUGGAAUCAGAUCGUGGACAGCUUUGAUGACAUGAGCCUGCGUGAGGCUCUGCUCAGGGGAAUCUAUGCCUACGGUUUUGAGAAGCCUUCCGCUAUCCAGCAGAGAGCCAUUGUUCCUUGUAUCAAGGGUUACGAUGUGAUCGCUCAGGCCCAGUCUGGCACUGGGAAGACUGCCACCUUUGCCAUUUCCAUCCUCCAGCAGAUUGAUGUGGAGCUGAAAGAAACUCAGGCUCUGGUCCUGGCUCCCACUAGGGAGCUGGCUCAGCAGAUCCAGAAGGUGGUGCUGUCCCUGGGUGACUACAUGGGGGCCGGUUGCUAUGCCUGUAUCGGAGGGACCAACAUUCGCAGUGAAGUCCAGAAGCUGCAGGCUGAAGCCCCUCACAUUGUGGUGGGAACCCCUGGCCGUGUCUUCGACAUGUUGAGUCGCAGAAACAUCUCUCCUAAGCACAUCAAAAUGUUUGUGCUGGAUGAGGCUGAUGAGAUGCUUAGUCGAGGGUUCAAGGACCAGAUCUAUGACAUCUUCAUGAAAAUGUCAAGCACCACACAGGUUGUCCUCCUGUCGGCCACUAUGCCAGCCGACGUUUUGGAGGUCACAAAGAAGUUCAUGCGUGAACCUGUCCGGAUCCUGGUAAAGAAGGAGGAGCUGACCCUGGAGGGUAUCCGCCAGUUCUACAUCAAUGUGGAGAAGGAGGAGUGGAAGCUGGACACGCUGUGUGACCUGUACGAGACACUGACCAUCACACAAGCCGUCAUCUUCAUCAACACGAGGAGGAAAGUAGACUGGCUCACUGAGAAGAUGCAUGCCAGGGACUUCACUGUGUCUGCUCUGCACGGUGACAUGGACCAGAAAGAGAGAGACUUGAUCAUGAGGGAGUUCCGCUCUGGCUCCAGUCGAGUCCUCAUCACCACUGACUUGCUGGCCAGAGGUAUUGAUGUCCAGCAGGUGUCCCUGGUCAUCAACUACGACCUGCCGACCAACAGGGAAAACUACAUCCACAGGAUUGGUCGGGGUGGUCGUUUUGGCAGAAAGGGCGUAGCCAUCAACAUGGUGACUGAGGAUGACAAGCGAACCCUGAGGGACAUUGAGACAUUCUACAACACCACCGUGGAGGAGAUGCCCAUGAAUGUGGCUGAUCUUAUCUAGAAGAAGCCACAUGCCCUUCGUCAACCCCACCCCGCUUAUUUUAGAAGUCAAACCUUGUUUCUUAUACGAUCUCAAUUCUAAGAACUUUCUUUUGCUAAAUUCCACCAUGACUUUACUCCGAGGGGAAGGAACGAUGCAGCCAUUAUUCCUUCCCAACCUUUGAAAUAGUUUUUGGCCAUCUUGGAAGGAUGAAUUACUGACCUGCUUCAUCUGCUUGCCAUAGUCCAUUACCCCACAUCAGCACCUAAAUUCUUCCUGCAGCUAAUUCCUCUCCUCAGACUUGAAGCAUUAAUUUGAGCAUUUCCACAUCAAACGUGAGUUUCUAACCGGGUCCCAGAGGUGCAAACACAACAUGUUUCCAAAAGCACAUUUUAAAAACAGGGCGUUUGUUAAAAGGAUUCUAGCUCUGGCUGUUUGGUGCAAAAGCUUCACAUUUUAAAUUUCUAACUCGGCUCAAUUGGUAAAGUGCACAGUGCUAACACGACGGUGACUGAAGCUUUUGUGAAAAUGUGGCUGUAAUUUGUGCGCGUGCGCAGCAUCGCCUGAGGGUUAGACUGCAGUUCAGUUUGGACUCUACAUGAUCUGAAUGAAAUGGGGAAGUGCUGCAUUUGACCAGAUCAGUAUUUAAAGAACCUUCAGUGUACUUCAACAGCCUUUAUCACGCAUCAUGAUCAUGUUAAGAACAGAGGUUUGGGGGCUAGAGUACACAGGGCAUAUUCAAUAAAAAGACCUGUAUAGUAAAAUCCAUCAUGAAUGAGUUGUUUACCGUUUUGAUCCUUUUACUGCUGUUUGAUAUAUAUAUUUUUUUUAUUGCUAUUGUACAUACUGCUUGACUUGUACAGUCACUUGUGCAGUAGCAUUCAGUUGAAGACUGACUGGUGGGCACAGAUGUUCGGAGGCAAACACAACGGUGAGUUCAGUGGAGACUUUGCCUCUUGACCCUGACGACCUGGUUGGAUUUUCAUCUCUAACGUUGACAUUGUUCAUUUAGAUUUUAUUUUUAAAGCAAACAUUGGAUUUUUGAUAAGGUGGUGGUGACUUUUUGUAACCUACCUCGCCAAAACAUUGUGGGAGGGGUUGGCUGGCUGACAUAAAAGGACCAAACUACAGAUGAUCAAGUAUAUCGAGCCCUACUCCCCAAACUACUUUAUGAAGCGCUCUCAUAUUCAAAUGCCUGUCAUCAUGGGGUUUGGUGUCUGGUUUAGGAGAACUGUCAUGUUUGGGGUGUAUAGUCAGUGCUAUUUUUUAAAAUGAAUUUACGGAAUUGUUAACCUUUUUUCCAGACAGAAACAGUGUAUCAAGUUUUCUACAUUGGAUUCUGUAUAGUAUUUAUUUUAAUGGUCUUAAGAAAAAUAAAGGUUUCUCCUUUUAACAGUGUAAACUGGCCUCUGCAUUGUUGAAUAGCAUGAAAGCUUUUAUGGCCAAAUCCUGUGUGGAAAGGCUCGUAUGUACCGGAUACACACAAUCUAUCAGAUGACAGCCUGAGGCGCUGCUUGUAUUGGACCGACACGCCUGUGCUGCAGGGCUGUCGCUGAUGUUUGGUCCAGCAUUGACAAAAAUACCCACAGAGGGGACUUUUUUUUUUUGACUGUUUUUGCUUCAUUUUGUUCAAAUGAGUUCUAAUUUGAUAACCGGGUCUGAAGGAGCCUACACCAACCCGAAUGCCCGCUAUCUGGUGACUUCACUGAUCUGCCACAUACAGUUGCAUCUUCUAAGUGACAGUGGAAGUCUCAGCCUGGACUUCUAGCAUGUCUUUACUGAUUGUUGUCUUUCCACAAUAAACAUUGAAUUGUA
This is a messenger RNA of Larimichthys crocea (large yellow croaker), 3110 nucleotides long. RefSeq names its product eukaryotic initiation factor 4A-I. The transcript is spliced from 11 exons. Lineage: Eukaryota; Metazoa; Chordata; Actinopteri; Sciaenidae. Gene Ontology annotation, molecular function: RNA helicase activity; nucleic acid binding; ATP binding. The record is from RefSeq and is a predicted model, not a curated record. The coding region runs from base 102 to 1316 and encodes 404 amino acids.